GCGGUUUUGUUCAAAAUAUAAAAUUAAAAACAAGAAAAGGAAGGACUUUCAAAUUUGAAGAUGCCAGGAACCCGUACCUUGUGACACCACUAUCGUUAAAACCGAGGACAAUCUAAAAGUAAUGACAUCACAAUGCCACGUAGACAUUCUUCAAAGAAACCAGGAUGCUUCAAUCUGGUGAAACCCUCGUUGAUGUUCACAGAAAGCCCACCAGAACGGUUACCCAAACGUCUCUGUAGUCCCACCAAUGCAGCUGAUAAUCCUAUCACCGCACAGGUCCUCUAUCUGGAAGAUGGCCUUGAAACAACAUGGGUAUCCCCUCAGUUCCAUCCUGCUAUGCUGGAGAUGGAAGAGCCCCCAAGACGAAGGAGGAGGAAGAAACAGGAUGGAAACGUCACAGGAAAGUCUGCGAUGGCAAGCCAACCGACCGCCAAGAAACAGAGGCCAGUCCGGAAGUCUACAUUGACCACGCCCAACCCUGAUGCGAGAAGGUUUAACAAGGGAAUCAAGCCUCUCAAGUUUCUUGGUGACUCAUCCCGGAAGGGAAGGGAUGGGCAGGAGUCAGGGAUGAGUGUUUUAGAUGACCUUGAGGCUGACCUGGAGGAUGUGAGAAUCGAUGAUGGAGACGAGGAUGUUUGGUCAGAGGAUAGUGCAGUGUUUAAGAAAGAAGAUAGGAGAAGGAGAUCAUCUACAAAGGGUGUAUUACAGAGGCUUGGAAAUGGUGAGGGGAUUGGUGCAGGAUUUAUCGACUACUCUAGAACUUUGCAUGAUGUCUCGCACAGGAUGCAUAAGCAGGGUCGAGUGGAUACUGGUAGGAGAUCUGUCACACGGUCAAGGAUAUCAUCUGUGGGAGGUUCGCAUGAUGGCAACCACCAUCCUUUCAUGGAUGGUGAUGGCGGUGAAGGUGACUUUCACCAACCAGGGCUGACGGUGCUAAGAGAGAAACCUUUGACAAGCAACACCUCUGGGCUGCAUCACACCAGGAUGCAUCCACGUGACCUUUCCAUUUCACCCAAAAAUUUCAACAACCUUGAUGACAUUGAUGACCGUUUCCCCCAUGAACACAAAGAUUACGGUCAGAGUCCAUAUUUUCAUAGGCAGAAGAUCCAAGCAAGAGGCGAGUCUGCGAGGAAGAAACUCAAACAGUUCGCUGCACAUCCAGAUCAAUACGGGGACACUGGUUUACAUUUUGAGGACCAACAACUUCUUGCCAACCUUGAUAAGACUGGAAUUGAUGGACAAACUAAGGGAAGAGUUCUUGCUGCAGACACGCCGGUAUCAGACUAUGGUUUGCGUGUUACUCUUAGACGCAGAAGGCAUCUUCUGCCUAAACAUUAUACUGAGAGGUUGCUCCUAGACUCAUGAUUAUGUAACUCUAAAAGUAAUAGACAUCAGAGAGG
Lytechinus variegatus (green sea urchin) is the source of this 1400-nucleotide messenger RNA. RefSeq lists its product as uncharacterized. The transcript has 3 exons. Gene Ontology annotation, cellular component: nucleus; chromosome. Gene Ontology annotation, biological process: recombinational repair; DNA damage checkpoint signaling; cellular response to ionizing radiation. The coding region runs from base 133 to 1365 and encodes 410 amino acids. NCBI's taxonomy places the organism in Eukaryota, Metazoa, Echinodermata, Echinoidea, Temnopleuroida, Toxopneustidae. The record is from RefSeq and is a predicted model, not a curated record.